AUGAGACGGGGGACGCGAAGAUCUCUCGUGCACCUUACCUUGUUUGGUUGCAUUCUAUUUCUGAUUAUAUACAUUAAUCGUCCGCAAUCAAACAAGAAGAAGGCCUUUGCAUGGACUCGGAUCCGCUAUAAAACGACGGCGGCCAAGCUGCCUGAGGCCCGCGGCAUUUGCCCUGGCCUAGAAAAGAGCACCAAACCAGCAUUGAUCGUGUCGCGAGUGGCAGCCGAUGGAGACCCUAGCUGGCUUGACGCAUUGUCUGACUUGUACCAUCUUUGCGUUUACACAGUCGACGCGCCGGUUAACUCGAAAUCAAAGUAUCUCCAAGUGCCUGAAAACCGCGGACAUGAAUCAAUGGCAUACUUGACAUUCCUGAUUGACAACUACGAUCACAUCCCCAAGGCUGGUGCGGUAUUUGUACAUGGCAAUCGCUGGGCGUGGCACAAUGAUGCGCCCGACUACGACAAUGCAGCCUUGCUUGCUGCGCUCAAUGUACCCGCAGCAGUCGCUCCAUGGGGAUAUCAUAAUAUGAGAUGCGAUUGGAGUGUCAGCACUUGUCCUCCAUCCACGGCAGGGCAGAGAAGCAUAGAGGUGUCUCUCCAGGCUGCGUUGGAGCCAUGGAACGCCCGCGCAGUGUCUGACAAGGCAUUGCCGCGCGCGCUUGCGGCCUUAUUUGGUGGCUAUGACCAUCUUUCGGCUAAAAACGGCGGUGGAUUCCUUCUGGGUCGUACGGAUGCCGUUCGAUCGCAAUGCUGUGCGCAAUUUGUUGUUUCGCGCGAGAGCGUGUGGCAGCAUUCGCGUGAAGAGUAUGUUGCUCUGCGACAAUGGCUGCUUGAUGGAAGCAGCGGCAAUGGCGUCGAUAAGCACUCGAAGAAUCCUCGUGCCGCACCAGCUUCCGAUCUUACCGCAGGGCGCAUCUUGUCAUACUUAUGGCACAUUCUGUUCAUUAAGCAUGACUCAUACGACGAAGUCGACCUAGAUCGACUCAAUUCGCAAGCAUGCCCGCGCGCUGACGAGUGUUACUGCCGCUUGUAUGGGCGCUGCAAUCUUGAACGAUGCAAAGGACCCGGCAGUUGCCUCGGACAAUAUCGUUUGCCACCGGAUUUUAAACUUCCCGAUGACUGGGCAGCUACACAUUCAUGA
Messenger RNA from Aspergillus wentii DTO 134E9, 1140 nucleotides. RefSeq names its product DUF3431 domain-containing protein. Bases 1 to 1140 code for a protein of 379 amino acids. The record is from RefSeq and is a predicted model, not a curated record. The transcript has a single exon. NCBI's taxonomy places the organism in Eukaryota, Fungi, Ascomycota, Eurotiomycetes, Eurotiales, Aspergillaceae.